Molecule: messenger RNA, 2658 nt
Organism: Psammomys obesus (fat sand rat)
Lineage: Eukaryota; Metazoa; Chordata; Mammalia; Rodentia; Muridae
Gene: Creb3l1
Product: cAMP responsive element binding protein 3 like 1
Exons: 12
Coding region: 453-2237 (594 amino acids)
Biological process (GO): regulation of transcription by RNA polymerase II
Molecular function (GO): DNA-binding transcription factor activity, RNA polymerase II-specific; cAMP response element binding
Source: RefSeq, a predicted model, not a curated record
GCCAGCUGGGCUCAGCAGCUCGGGGUUCCCAGCCUCAGACCCGGGAAAGUGACAGAGGCCGCGCGGAGGAGGAGACCCGGAGAGUCCGGGGCGACUCGGCAACCGCCCAGCCUCGGGGGAGCCCUGAGCUCCCCCACCCCCGGUUCUCGCCCGGCCCGGGGGGCUCCUCCAGCCUCGGCCCCACCCCCGGGCUCCCCAUGGAAGCCAGCUGCGCCCCGGGAGGAGCAGGAGGAGGAGGAGUCGGCUGAAUGCCCACGGUGCGCUCGGCGCCGCUGCCCUGAGGCCCCUCGGCGCCCCCGACCCGCGCCACCCCCGCCGCUCCUCCCCCGGGGCUCGCCGGGACCUGCCCCCCGGGCCGCCUGCCCGCGCCCAGCCGCAGCUCGGUGCGGGGAUCGCCGCCGCCCUGGAGUGAGGCGAAGAGCAGCCCAGUGGGGUCCCCGGAACCCGGCGCGAUGGACGCCGUCUUGGAGCCCUUCCCGGCCGACAGGCUGUUCCCGGGAUCCAGCUUCCUGGACUUGGGAGACCUGAACGAGUCGGAUUUCCUCAACAAUGCGCACUUCCCGGAGCACCUGGACCACUUUGUGGAGAACAUGGAGGACUUCUCCAAUGACCUGUUCAGCAGUUUCUUUGAUGACCCUGUGCUCGAUGAGAAGAGCCCUCUGCUGGACAUGGAACUGGAGUCCCCUGCUCCAGGCAUCCAGGCUGAGCACAGCUAUUCCCUGAGUGGGGAUUCUGCACCCCAGAGUCCGCUUGUGCCUGUCAAGAUGGAGGACACCACCCAAGACGUGGAACACGGAGCCUGGGCCCUGGGACACAAACUGUGCUCCAUUAUGGUGAAGCAGGAGCAGAGCCCGGAGAUGCCCGUCGACCCCCUGGCCGCCUCCUCUGCCAUGGCGUCUGCCGCCGCCAUGGCCACCCCACCACUGCUGGGCCUCAGCCCCAUCUCCAGGCUGCCCAUCCCUCACCAGGGCCCGGGAGAAAUGACUCAACUGCCAGCAAUCAAAGCGGAGCCUCCAGAAGUGAGCCAGUUUCUCAAAGUGACGCCAGAGGACCUCGCACAGAUGCCUCCGACACCCCCCAGCAGCCACGGCAGUGACAGUGACGGCUCCCAGAGUCCCCGUUCUCUGCCCCCCUCCAGCCCUGUCCGGCCCAUGGCCCGCUCCUCCACGGCCAUUUCCACCUCUCCGCUCCUCACUGCCCCUCACAAACUACAGGGGACAUCAGGGCCACUGCUCCUGACAGAAGAGGAGAAGCGGACCUUGAUCGCCGAGGGUUACCCCAUCCCCACCAAACUCCCCCUCACCAAGGCUGAGGAGAAGGCCUUGAAGAGGGUGCGCAGGAAAAUUAAGAACAAGAUCUCGGCCCAGGAGAGCCGCCGCAAGAAGAAGGAGUAUGUGGAAUGUCUAGAAAAGAAGGUGGAGACAUAUACAUCAGAGAACAAUGAGCUGUGGAAGAAGGUAGAGACCCUGGAGAAUGCCAACAGGACCCUGCUCCAGCAGCUGCAGAAACUCCAGACCCUGGUCACCAGCAAGAUCUCCAGACCUUACAAGAUGGCAGCCACUCAGACUGGCACCUGCCUCAUGGUGGCAGCCUUGUGCUUCGUUCUGGUGCUGGGCUCCCUUGUGCCCUGCCUUCCUGCAUUCUCUUCCAGCUCAAAGACUGUGAAGGAAGACUCUAUCGCAGCUGACAGCGUUUACGCGGCCAGUCAGAUGCCCUCCCGAAGCCUACUGUUUUACGAUGACGGAGCAGGCUCGUGGGAGGAUGGCCCAGGUGCGCUGCUGCCCUCGGAGCCCCCGGAAGGCUGGGAGCUCAAGCCUGGGGAUCCAGCAGAGCCGAGGCCCCAGGACCACCUCCGACAUGACUAUGCGGACAGCACCCACGAGACUAAAAAGUACUUGAGUGACACCUGGCCAGAGGAGACUGAUGACAAUGGCACCAGCCCCAGCUUCUCCCAUCCCGAGGAGUGGUUUCAUGGCAGGCCCCUCCAAGACCCAGGACACAGGACGGACACCCUGGCACCCGGAAGAGGCGUUCUCUUGUUCACUGACCCAGAUCCAGCUCACACCCCUGCCCCGGGGCCCUCUGCCCCAGAAGAAAGGGUCUUCGCCCUCCCUGGCACUCCCAGUCCCCGUUGCGGCUGGGUUCCCUCCACGUCCCCAGACAUUUGGACUGCUCCCCUGGGCCAACCACUCUGUCCCCACUUCUUCCUCCCACAGCCAUCCGUCCUCCUCCGAUAACCACUCACUGGACCAUUUCAUGACCAAUGCGACCACUGUCCCUGGCCCCUCGCACACAAGCACACAAGCACACAUGCACACACGCACACACACGCACACACACCCCCACCUCCUACUGUACAGAGACCAAGAACUGAAAUUGUUUGUAAAUAAUGAACCUUAUUUUUUAUUAUUGCCAACCCCCUAAGAUAUUGUAUUUUACAAAUCUUCCUCCCAUCACUUCUCCCUUAUUUUGUAUUUUAUGAAGUUAGUGCGGGCUUUGCUACCCCUUGGCCUGGGACAGAGGGACACCCCACCCUCACCUGGCCUCCCUGUGCCGCUGCCCAAGCUGCUGGGCCUUUUUAAUUGCCAAACUGCUUCCUCUCCCAGCUCAGCUCACGCUUUAAGAAAGCAAAAUUAAAAAAAAAAAAAAAAAGAUUCA